UCUGCAAGCCGGAACACGUGUUAUCUCCUGCGAGGAGUUUAAGGGUCCUGAGGGUGCGGAGUUUUGUAAUCUACCGGAUUCUGCCAGCUCAGUCUCCCAGUGAGAUUGCCGAUCACAUCUCAGAAAGAAAAGGACCUCUUUUCUCCUGUCCUCUGCCGGAGGGCCUUGAAUUUGCUUUGUUUUCGUCAUCUUCCAUGUGUGUGCACACAUCCUGAUACCCAAGAAAGCUGUGAGCCAGAGAACCCAGAAGAAUCCCUAGUGAUGAAGCUGAAUCUCAUCAAAGUCGUUAACGGCUGUCGUCUAGGAACAAUUCAAAACCUGGGCAAAGCAGGCGACUGCACGGUGGACAUUCCAGGCUGUCUUCUGUACACCAGGGCUGGCUCUGCCCCACACCUGACACAUCAAACACUGCAGAAUAUCCAUGGAGUCCCAGCCAUGGCCCAGCUCACACUGUCAUCCCUAGCAGAACAUCAUGAAGUCUUGGCAGAGUAUAAGAAAGGAGUUGGAAGCUUUAUAGGCAUGCCAGAAUCGCUCUUCUAUUGUUCCCUGCACGAUCCUGUCAGCCCCAGCCCAGCUGGUUAUGUAACAAAUAAGUCUGUGUCUGUGUGGGGUUUUGGAGGUCGAGUGGAAAUGACUGUUUCCAAGUUCAUGGCAAUUCAGGAGGCCCUGCAGCCAGAUUGGUUCCAGUGCCUCUCGGAUGGAGGGGCAUCUUGUGCAGAAGCAACUUCCAUAAAAAGGGCCAGGAAGUCUGUGGACCGGUCACUUCUGUUCUUGGACAGCUGUUUGCGACUACAGGAAGAGUCUGAGGUCCUUCAGAAAAGUAUGAUCAUUGGAGUGAUUGAAGGUGGAGAUGUGAUGGAAGAGAGGUUGAGGUCGGCACGAGAGACAGCCAAACGACCCGUCGGGGGCUUCCUGCUGGAUGGCUUUCAAGGGAAUCCAGCAGUCACAGAAACCAGACUGCACUUGCUGUCAUCAGUCACUGCAGAGCUGCCAGAGGACAAACCAAGGCUCAUCUGCGGUGUCAGCCGGCCAGACGAAGUGCUCGAGUGUAUUGAAAGAGGAGUGGACUUAUUUGAGAGUUUUUUCCCAUAUCAAGUGACUGAGCGGGGCUGCGCCCUGACUUUUACCUUUGAUUGCCAGCUGAAUCCUGAAGAGACAUUAUUGCAACAAAAUGGAAUCCAAGAAGAAAUAAAAUGCUUGGAUCAAAUAAAGAAAAUUAAAGCAACUGGGUGCAACCAAGAGAUGAUGUCAUUUGAAAUUAAUCUGAAGGAGAAAAAGUACCAGGAAGACUUUCACCCGCUUGUAAGAGGGUGCUCCUGUUACUGCUGUAAGAACCACACUCGUGCAUACAUCCACCAUCUGCUGGUGACCAAUGAGCUGCUGGCUGGUGUCCUCCUUAUGAUGCACAACUUUGAGCACUACUUCAGAUUUUUCUGCUCCAUCCGAGAAGCACUAAAGAAUGACACACUAGCACAGCUGAAAGAACUCAUCUGCAGACAAAUGUCUUGAGAACUGGAAAGUAUAAGCCUGUCUCAUCUCCAGAAACAGUGAAGUGGCAGAGAUCUGAGCUUUCGGCAGUUAUGGUGGGACCAAUGGCACACACUGCCCACAGGGGUAUGGAAGAAGGCCUUCUGCAGAUGUCAUGGACCAGAUUGAUCAGAACUGUGACUUUAAAUUUUUAGGUUAAAAAUCUAGGUUUAUCCUACUAGUGGCUAGAUUCCUUGAGUUGAAGACAAAAGUACUAGUUCUGAAAGAAGUCUCUUGAAAGAAGUCUCCUUGAAAGGCUUUGAGGUUCUAGAAACCCGUGAGAUGUUGAAGCCUGAGUAGAGAUGACUGUCAUAGCUGGAGGCACAGCUGUUCCCUGGAAAACAAAUCUAGCCAGUUCCACAGGGGGUUGUUUGUUUCUCCUCAUGCUCUCAGGGGCUUUGGGGCACACUUUUGUCCUCGGGGCUACCACAGCAGGACAGUCACUCAGAAGGUUUCUCCUGCCUUAACCAUGUUCAUCUCUCCGAGGACUAUGGGGUGCCAAUCAUGCUUUUGUGAUCUGUUGACUUCAUUUGGCUACAAGUCUCUUUGUGACUUGUCUUCUGAAGCCACCAUACUUGCCUGUUAGGAACCAAAUAUUGCCUGGCUGCUUUGUCUGGUUGUGCAGAUCCAGCAUGACAUGCUCCAGGCUCAUAAACUGUCUGUGUAGUGACCAGCUCUGUCAUUUGGGGAGAUUCCUUUGCUAUGUGUUUAUGUGGCCAGAAUCCUGGCCUGAAAGCACAGCAGAUCAGUUUCUGUUCCACUCUGCUGUAAGCUUAGGCAAAUCCUGACUUUCUGAGUAAACGGGGAAGGCAUAGCAGGUAGAAGCAAAAUGUUCAGAGUCUCCGUCCUCACUUACUAAUCACUGUUGGCCCGACCCUUUCUCAAAACUAACUAACACUCUCUCUCUCUCUCUCUCUCUCUCUCUCUCUCUCUCUCUCUCUCUCUCUCUCUCUCUCCCCCCCUCUUUCUGUUUUUUUUUUUUUUUUUUUUUUUUUUUUUUUUAUGCAGCUAUAAGUGUGUCCUGUGGAUUUUGAAGUGGUUGGUGAUUUGGCAUUCUGCAGACCCUAAGGCUGGCUGUCCCUCCUUGGUUCUCUGUAAUUCUGUAUUUUUGUUGAUGGCAUGACAGGGCUUUUUGUUGUAUGUAUCUUUUCUAUAUUUAUCAAUUUUUCUAAGGAUUAUACAAAACAUAUAUAUAUAUGUAGUUUUUAUAAAAAUAAUACAAUUUAAAAGAUUCAUCUUUGUAUAUAUAAGAAAUGCAUUUCUUACAUUUUAUUGGUUUUCAAUUUAUAGUGGACAUUACUGAACAUUGUAUGUAGUAAUUAUGUAGUUACUUUAUUUUUAUGUGUUGGAAAUCCAAUGUUGUUUUUCCUUUUUGUGGUAUCACUUCUUGACGAAUGCAAGGGAUUCAUAGAAUGCAGACACAGAGACAGGGUUUCUGUUCUCAAUAAUCUACAUUGAAUGUAUUUUGUACUUGUUUAUAUGUUUUAUUCUUGGUCAAGACCAAACCCAUUAUUGAAGGAUUAUUAGUAAAUAUCUAAGAAUCCAUGUAAAUUUAUGAGUUUUAUUUAUGUCCAAAACACUGAAAAUUCUAUUAAACAUUGUUCAGUUCCCUGGGUCUUUUUCUUAUUAGUACAUUUGAAAAAAUUCUUUCCUUUUAUGUUGUAAAUGUAUGAAGGGCAACAGCCAAUAAACAUUUUUAAU
Molecule: messenger RNA, 3228 nt
Organism: Grammomys surdaster
Lineage: Eukaryota; Metazoa; Chordata; Mammalia; Rodentia; Muridae
Gene: Qtrt2
Product: queuine tRNA-ribosyltransferase accessory subunit 2
Exons: 11
Coding region: 262-1509 (415 amino acids)
Molecular function (GO): tRNA-guanosine(34) queuine transglycosylase activity
Source: RefSeq, a predicted model, not a curated record